Molecule: messenger RNA, 463 nt
Organism: Gryllus bimaculatus (two-spotted cricket)
Lineage: Eukaryota; Metazoa; Arthropoda; Insecta; Orthoptera; Gryllidae
Source: the annotation of a GenBank genome assembly
UGGAGAAGGGUCUCAGAUGAAGAUGAAUAUGGAGAAAUUAAGAUAAUUGUUCGUGAAUUAAUCAUAUAUUUGUUAUUUUUGACUGUUCUCUUAAUAGCUGCUUUUGGUGAAAAGGGUGAAAUACGAUUCUAUUAUACAAAAGCUAUGGAAAAUUUAUUUAUUUAUUCUCCAGCUCCAAGUGGAAGAACAUAUGCAGACAUGACAAUCAUUGCAGAUUUUUGGGAGGUUCUGUGGAAUAUUAAAAAUGAGUUGGAGACAUAGAAGAAGAAAGAAAAAAGCAGCAAAAACUAGGUGGAGAAAAGUCGACUAGAAUAAAUGUAUUUUUGCCAGUUUUUUGAAGUAAUGAGAACAUUUGUGAAUGUGUGAAAUGUACAUUGUUACACAAUUAACCUAUUUUCUUUACUUUGGUUUUACACAAUAAAUUAUUUUCCUAAAUAAAGUAAUGACUAAACUUUUAAUACAA